UUGUUUUUUCGCACCGUGGCCCGUGCCAAGCGACCGCCCUCACGGCAGCAGGAGGAAAACCAGCUCCAUGGUGCUGCCGGUCUCCCGCGGCGCUGGUUACUAACAGACGCCGUCGUCUUCUCCGUAGGUCUCAUCGACGACCACAAAAACACGCACGGGGACGCGCCGCGGCCGCCGCCGGCCGCGCUGCCCAGGUGGAACAACCCCCGGCAGCCCGCCUUCGGCAGGAGGGGGAGGUUUUCGGCCAGGUACUCCCAGCAGGCUCCCAGGGAUUUCCAGCUGCGCCAGGCUCACUCCUGGAAGAAAAAAUAUUCGCUCGUCAACCGGCCGCCGGGAUCGGCGCGCGACGGUGGAAGUGGUGGAAGUGCCAGCACGUCCCGGGCUUUUGGAAGCCGUGGGGAGAGCGAGCCGGCGGAAUUAUCCCCGGAGAGACACGUGGACUUCACCACGGAUGGUAACAUAGUUGUGGGGAUCCAGCUGCCGGAGAGAGCUGGCGCCGUUGGAGAUGCGAAACGUUUUGCUGACGUGGGAUCUUACUGUGAGUUUUCCGGGUUGGAAGCGGUGGUUCCCGCUCCAGGUGACGGCGGAAACGUGCAGAAAUCCCCGUACGCCGGCCGGGAUGAAGAGAGGAGACUCUCUCUCUCCGUUUCAUUCAGUUCCUCCCACCGCUUCGUGAGUUCGGCGUCCGUCAGCGUGUCGGAUCCAUCCAGGGUGCCUCGGGAGCCUUCGGUGCUGCCAGGUCACGAGCCCGCUCGGCACGUGGCACGGAGGAAGGCGGAACCACCAGCUCCAGGGCACUCUGGCCGUGAGGAAGCCAAGGAUGCUUCCAGGGAGCCGAAGCUCCUCGGGAACGGCGAGACGCGCUUCAGACCCGCUCAGGUUGGGGCGACUCCAGCAAAGAGCAGGUUUUCCGUACUCCCCAAAGCUGCCUCAACACCUGUCUCCAGCAAGUCUCCAAAGUUCAGGAAAACAAAUUACACGUGGGUGGCGAACCCUGGGAAAUGCUCUCGGGCUGUGAAGAGGUGGGUCAGCCCUCGAGCUUCCGAAAGCGCGAAGAAGGUCGCUGGUGGAGCGGACAGAGGUGUUAAACUGUCGCCAAAAGCUGACUUGGGAGCAAAGCUGAAGAAAUCGGGACUGCAGACCAAACUGGGAGUUUCUCCCAGCAAGUACAAGUGGAAAGCCUCCAGCCUGCAGGCCUUGCCCUCCACUUCCAAGUCGGCGUUCAGCUGGCGAUCCGAGGAUCAGAAAAACCCUCCAGCCCCCAACCCUCCUCGAGCUGGCGCUGCCCCGAGCACUGCGCCCGUCAGUCUCGGGGGGCCGAGGUCCUCCUUGGGUGAUGCCGUGUUGUCCAGUUACAAAGUGAAGAGUCGGACAAAAAUCAUCAGGAGAAGAGGAAGUUUGGGUUCCCUGACGGAUAAGAAGAACAGCUCCUCGCCUGCCGCCCCUCUGAAAAGCCACUUCCAUCUCCGGAAGAAAAACUCCCCGCGGGGGAAACCUUCCGUGACGCCAAAACGCUCCUCACCCAAGGGCCUGGUGCAGAUCACCAAGCACAGGCUCUGCAGGCUGCAGGUCUCCACCAAGGAAGGUGUCAAAGAGGCUCAGGAAAGGAAGAGGAUGGCGGAGGCAGUUCUCCUCUUCGGUGGUGACGUGAUCAUGAAGCGCGUUUUGCCUCUGCGGGACUCGUUCGCGGCUGGGAGGGUGGCCGGUGACGCGGAGCUGUGA
Molecule: messenger RNA, 1722 nt
Organism: Tauraco erythrolophus (red-crested turaco)
Lineage: Eukaryota; Metazoa; Chordata; Aves; Musophagiformes; Musophagidae
Source: RefSeq, a predicted model, not a curated record